AUGAAGUUCUCCUUCGCCGUCGUUGCCUCCCUCUUCAUCGCAGCUCAGGCUGUUGCUCUCCCCGCCGAGGUCAAGGAGGUCGAGGCUGCUGAUGCCGCUCCUCGUUGCCCCAACUCCUGGAACGCCGUACCUUUGUACCGUGCCUUCAGCCGCUCGGUCACCGACCACUUCUACACAACCAACGCAGUUGAGGUUCAGAACGCCGGCGGCUACGAGACCGAGGGCAAGGCUGGCCGUGUUUUCCCCAGCCCGGCCCAUUCAACUGUUCCAUUCUACCGCCUCUACAACCCGUCCCGCCCCAACCACUUUUACACCACCAACCAGUUGGAAGCCAAUAAUGCCGCCAACACACUCGGCUACACACACGAGGGCGUUGCUGGUUACAUCUUCAGCACUCAAACUUGCGGGGCCGUCCCAUUGUAUCGUCUGUACCACGGUGGCUCCGUCGACCACUUCUACACCACCAACUGGAACGAACGCAAUAACGCCAUCACGAACCUCGGCUACUCGGACGAGGGUGUUGCUGGAUACAUCCUCCAGUAA
Molecule: messenger RNA, 543 nt
Organism: Pleurotus ostreatus (oyster mushroom)
Lineage: Eukaryota; Fungi; Basidiomycota; Agaricomycetes; Agaricales; Pleurotaceae
Exons: 2
Coding region: 1-543 (180 amino acids)
Source: RefSeq, a predicted model, not a curated record